Molecule: messenger RNA, 6518 nt
Organism: Oncorhynchus gorbuscha (pink salmon)
Lineage: Eukaryota; Metazoa; Chordata; Actinopteri; Salmoniformes; Salmonidae
Product: insulin-like growth factor-binding protein 5
Exons: 4
Coding region: 348-1160 (270 amino acids)
Biological process (GO): regulation of insulin-like growth factor receptor signaling pathway
Cellular component (GO): extracellular region
Molecular function (GO): fibronectin binding; insulin-like growth factor I binding; insulin-like growth factor II binding
Source: RefSeq, a predicted model, not a curated record
CAGAAAACUUAUCCGGAGGGAAAGUAUUAGAAUCGGUUUCAAAGGAGGAAAAAUCCAGGUUUUGUGCAAAGAAUUGUAAUGCAACCAGAGAGGACAUAACUUCUGUCAAUUAAGAGAAACAAUAUUGCACCCCGAAGUGUAGUCAUUGGUGAUAUUUUUACUUGUUCUGUGAAUACUUUGAUUUGUAAAUAAUAUAUUUUUUCCGUUUAUUUUGACUGAAGUGUGCUGAAAGCACUCUUGCAUUUGGAUGCGGACUGGUUUUUAGCUUUAUAAAUUGGAUAAUUUAACGCACGGGCAUUGCCUGUAAAUUGUAUUCACAUUUGGUGUUUAUCAAUUGCAAGACGAAUAUGUUUCUCAGUUUUUGCCUACUGCUGACAUUUGUCUUGGGGCUGACCGGGUCCUUUGGCUCAUAUGUACCAUGCGAGCCGUGCGACCAGAAGGCGCUCUCUAUGUGCCCCCCGGUCCCCGUCGGUUGUCAACUCGUGAAGGAGCCUGGCUGUGGUUGUUGCCUAACCUGUGCCCUAUCAGAAGGUCAGGCGUGCGGUGUUUACACCGGAACAUGCACCCAUGGCUUGCGCUGCUUGCCGCGGAAUGGAGAGGAGAAGCCCCUUCACGCGCUCCUUCAUGGCAGGGGGGUGUGCACGAACGAGAAAGGAUACAAACCCCUCCAUCCACCCAUAGAUCAUGAGUCUCUGGAACACGAGGACACCCUGACGACUGAGAUCUCGGAGGACCAACUGCAGCCCGCCAAAGUGCCGCUCCUCCCCAAGCAGGAUCUCAUCAACAGUAAGAAGAUCCAGGCAAUGCGCAAGGACAAGGAGCGCAAGCGGGCACAGGCCAAACUGCGCUCCAUUGGCCCCAUGGACUACUCCCCACUACCCAUUGACAAGCACGAGCCAGAGUUUGGUCCUUGCAGGAGGAAGCUGGAUGGGAUCAUCCAGGGAAUGAAGGACACAUCCCGUGUCAUGGCCCUGUCCCUGUACCUUCCCAACUGUGACAGGAAGGGCUUCUUCAAACGCAAACAGUGCAAGCCCUCUCGUGGCAGGAAGCGAGGCAUCUGCUGGUGUGUAGACAAGUACGGCUCGCAGGUUCCCGGCACAGACUACAGCGGGGGGGACAUCCAGUGCAAGGACCUAGAGAGCAGCAGCAUCAACGAGUGAAUAGGCGGCUCCGCCCCCACCCCGAUCACCUGACCCAGGGCCUCACCUCCUCCUUUCCCUCCCACCUGUCUGCUUCGCCCUCCAGUCACUUUUUGAGAUUUUCAAGACGAAAAAAAACAAGACAACUAAACAAAUCAAAUGAAUGAACGAAAGGACAGGCUUGAAAAAAGGACACCUGAAAUCUUUUUUAUUUUUUUGACCGUGCGCUCAUCUCUUAAAAGACAGAACCCAGCAGGUUUUAAGCCCUUGUUUGACCCUCGGGCCCCUCCCCCACUAAGAGCUGGGCUCGGGCCCCUCCCCCACUAAGAGCUGGGCUCGGGCCCCUCCCCCACUAAGAGCUGGGCUUGGGCCCUUCCCCUACUAAGAGCUGGGCUCUGGCCCCUCCCCCGCUAAGAGGUGGGAGCCUCACUAACGAUUCAUGAAAAUAUAUACUUGUAUUGAUAUAUUUUUAUAGAAACACCAAACUUUGUAUCAUUUAAAGCUAACAUAAAAUGGAUUAAAAAAUGAAUAGAAGUCACUUUGAUUAUAAACAGGACUGUUUUGAUCUUUCACAUCUAUUGCUAUUGAGGUGUCAGAUGAGAUAGCUGGACCUUCUAUUGAGGUGUCAGAUGAGAUAGCUGGACCUUCUAUUGAGGUGUCAGAGGAGAUAGCUGGACCUUCUAUUGAGGUGUCAGAGAGGAUAGCUGGACCUUCUAUUGCGGUGCCAGAGGAGAUAGCUGGACCUUCUAUUGAGAUGUCAGAGGAGGAGGAGGUAGCUGGACCUUCUAUUGAGGUGUCAGAGGAGAUAGCUGGACCUUCUAUUGAGGUGUCAGAGGAGAUAGCUGGACCUUUUAUUGAGGUGUCAGAGAAGAUAGCUGGACCUUCUAUUAAGGUGUCAGAUGACAUAGCUGGACCUGCUAUUGAGGUAAUAAUGAGGUGUCAGAGAGGAUACCUGGACCUUCUAUUGAGGUACCAGAGGAGAUAGCUGGACCUUCUAUUGCGGUGCCAGAGGAGAUCGCUGGACCUUCUAUUGAGAUGUCAGAGGAGGAGGAGGUAGCUGGACCUUCUAUUGAGGUGUCAGAGGAGAUAGCUGGGCCUUCUAUUGAGGUGUCAGAGGAGAUAGCUGGACCUUCUUUUGAGGUGUCAGAGGAGAUAGCUGGACCUUCUAUUGAGGUGUCAGAGGAGAUAGCUGGACCUUCUAUUGAGAUGUCAGAGGAGAUAGCUGUUCCUUCUAUUAAGGUGUCAGAGAAGGUAGCUGGACCUUUUAUUGAGGUGUCAGAGAGGAUACCUGGACCUUCUAUUGAGGUACCAGAGGAGAUAGCUGGACCUUCUAUUGGUGUCAGAGGAGAUAGCUGGACCUUCUAUUGAGGUGUCAGAGGACAUAGCUGGACCUUCUAUUGAGGUGUCAGAGACAAUAGCUGAACCAUCUAUUGGCAGAAAAAAAACUUGAGAGGGUCUUUCUGAUACAGUUGACUCUACCUGGUAUUUGGUUCUGUCAGAGCACUUUUGAAUAAGGGAACCUGCUUGGAUAUGUGUUACUUCACUAAUUUUGUGUGAGCAUGCAUGUAUGUGUGUGCGUGCGUGCGUGCGUGUGUGUGUGUGUGUGAAAGGGAAAGGGAGUGCGCUUAACACAAGAAUGACCUUUUUUUCCUCUCGAUCUCUCUUUUUUUUUUUUUACAACAUUUAUGGCUGGUGCUUGAAGUAGUCUUGAGGAUGGCUUUCUUCCACUAGGAUAUGUAAAACUAGGUCUAUGGGAGAUGGAGAAAGUUCGACACAAUAAUCAGAUCAUUACAGACAAACCUAUGUUAGUGGCUCAUUGACUCUGCAUCUAGCCUGACAUGCCAACUGUGCCUAUUGUUACCAUACACUGCCAUGCAGGGCAACACAGAACUUAUCGGAGAACGCUGCCCCUACUGGUGAAGGGAAAACUGCCACAAAGUGCUCAUACUGUCAUCUGAUGUGAGCUCUGCUUGGCCCAACAACCAGGACUUAAAGAAUAGUGGAAUGAACCUUACAGUCCCGCAAUAACUGACAACAGUAAUUCUUUGUUUUGCUAAAGCAUGGGCAAAAAUUGUAAGUACAAGGAUUAAGCAUGUUGCGGACUUGCAUUCACCAGUGAGGUUAGCUGUUUUUUUUUGUCUCAGUUGCUCGAGGGUGUUAGUCUUGUGUGGUUUUGUUUGUACUGUUGUGGAGUAGUAACCGCCCACUUUUGAGCCGUGUUCCUUAACCAACGGGCCUGCUACCAUGGUCACCACGGCUACAGUGGAACCUUGGUGUAUUACUUUCGACUAUAAAUUAACUCAUGUUUUCUUUUUUUAACUAAAGAAAUACAAUGUACUGUUGCUUGGGGAAAAGACAUGUGUAUUUUAGCCUGUGAACAAUUUGAAUGGUUCCAUGAUGCCUGGCCAUCCUUAUUUGAAUAUGAGACAGUCAAAAAAAUCUCUAUCCCACCUAUUUUCUUCCCCCUCGGCUUGCAUGCCGCCCCCCCCCGACAACUUGUUUUCUAUACAACACAACAUUACUUGCAUUCAAAAUGGUGAGCAGUUUUCCUUUUAUUUUUAUUAUUAUCAUUAUUAUUAUACCGUUAUUUCAACAAGGAACACAGACUGAGACCAAGGACUCUGUUACAGCUGGGCCCUGCGUAUACAUGUUUACACAUACAGUUUAAGUACAAUGAUUAAGAAUCUACACAAGACAAACUAAACGAUCACAGAUAACACAAAAUACAGCAGCAGAUUGUUACAUUUAACAGGUUAUUCCCCUAACAGCACAAGAACUUGCAUUACCCAAAACAGUUACAAGCAACACAAAAGGGAAUAACUCUUCUGCUCAAGUGGGCUUCUUUGACCACUACCUGCAGGGUCAGUUGAAAUUGUACUUUUAUGACGUCUGUGUGCAAGUCGCAGUGCCUUCUUACAUGCAUAUCCAUAUUUAAAUAGUGACGCGUGACGUGGUAGCUAUCUAAGGGACGGAAACCCUGCUGAGGCUGAGAGGCCCUCAGGGUAGUAGUUCUCUAGCUGACAUGACGAGAGGUCUAGGUAAAGUACAAAGAAGGUGCGAUGUGGUAUAGCUCUAGUCAUGUGGUAUAGCUCUAGUCAUGUGGUUUAGCUCUAGUCAUGUGGUAUAGCUCUAGUCAUGUGGUAUAGCUCUAGUCAUGUGGUAUAGCUCUAGUCAUGUGAUAUAGCUCUAGUCAUGUGGUAUAGCUCUAGUCAUGUGGUAUAGCUCUAGUCAUGUGGUAUAGCUCUAGUCAUGUGAUAUAGCUCUAGUCAUGUGGUAUAGCUCUAGUCAUGUGGUAUAGCUCUAGUCAUGUGGUAUAGCUCUAGUCAUGUGGUAUAGCUCUAGUCAUGUGAUAUAGCUCUAGUCAUGUGGUAUAGCUCUAGUCAUGUGAUAUAGCUCUAGUCAUGUGGUAUAGCUCUAGUCAUGUGAUAUAGCUCUAGUCAUGUGAUAUAGCUCUAGUCAUGUGAUAUAGCUCUAGUCAUGUGGUAUAGCUCUAGUCAUGUGAUAUAGCUCUAGUCAUGUGGUAUAGCUCUUGCCACAAACACAUUGUGAAUCUGUUGCUAAUCCCUCCCUGUGUUUGAGUGUGAUGGCAAAGAAGACAAGAGCGCCCGUCUCUGUCUCUUAUUUUCAAAAAGCACUAAAAACGCUAGAGUAUUGCUUUCAAAGUUGACUGCUAAUGUAUUUGAUUGCCAGAGAAUAGGCAGGUGAUGUUAGAAUUUCGAGGCACAUCAUAGUUGAUCACACAGACUAGAAAACUACUGCCUCUCUCAGUAGUCGGAGAAGAGAUGGACGAGGCAUUACUAGCCAUCAGAUCCUAUUCCACAGCUUGUGUGGCUGGUCGUAAUUACUCUAGCCAGGCCAUCAACAGACAACAAGUUAGGGAGCUUGUACUCCAACCUCAAUUAAGUCUGUAGUCCAAUAAUGAUGUGAAAUUAUCAGUUUUUUUGUAAUACAAAUGUGUUGAAUAGGAUACUGUUGUUUUUAAUGGCUCAUAAAUGAGAUGCUGUAACAUCAAAAAUGGAUUGGUCAAAAUGUCAGGCCUAUAGCUUUAUAGCCUCAGUUAAUUUGAGAGAGAAUUUGUGGGAAAAAUAAGUUACUAUACCCUGCUACCCUUCACAUCCAAAAUGUCUUCUUAAAUGGAAAUGAACUCCUCCGCCUUUUGGUAAACCCCAGAUAAACUAGCAGCGUAGUACCCUUCCCCACCUCCACCCAGUCCACAUUGAAAGAAAGCAGCUUGCCACUUAUUGAUAACACAGAUUACAUACAGUAAAACUGCCACUUGGGUAGAAAAACAAAACAAGCUAAUCAUGUAGUGUGAUACAGGUUAAGGGUGUCUGCAAGGUCUCCUGGGUCAUGGUUGACGGGGGCUUAUGUGGUCCAUGCCUGGGAAUUCUAUCACCAACGUCCAAUAAGAAUGGAGGGAUAGUAACACACCGUACAGUACAUUAACAACCACACAACAGUCCCACUUUCAUAUGUCUGCUCUCACACACAGACAGAGACAGACUGAGAGAGAGAGAGAAAAAACCAUGGACAGGGGCCGCAUUUAGGGGCUAGCCACACCCUCAUCACAGAGGGCUCACCAAUCGCAUGACAGUAGACACAGUUAGGAACAGACACAAGGAGACCAGGGAAAUCUGAGGAAUAGGAACACAGCAAGGAGUUUAGAUGUUGACUCCUUCUCCAGCUUCCAUUUGAGCACCAGACCAUCAGAGGCCUAUUGAAGCAGUUGGCCAGCCAUAUGGUGUAGUCUAACGGGGCGUUUUCUAAAUCAAGAUUUGUCUCUUGGGUCAAAGAAAAUGUGGAUAAGGGCAUUGAAUCCUUUGGCAUCAAAUUAACCAAUUGACACUAUUCAACCAAGCUAUGAAUUGUUGAAAUUUUCUUUGUGGUAUGGUGGUAGAUUGAGGUGUUGGAGAGGUUGUAUUGAAAGCUUAUCCUCCUUUUAAAAGUGUAAUUUACAUCUGUUUCCAACUCGUAACACUGCCUUAUUCAGAUUCCUCGUCUCACACCUGGUUAUGUACUCAUACUCACAGUUCAUGAUACAAUAGUAAGUAACUACAGCAUUUAUUUUUAUGCAUAAUGUUUUUAUUGAUGAAAUGAGACAAAUUCAAUCAGUUACCUUAAUAACAUGUGGUGUUAACUGGCUUGUGAUUAAAAUAUCCAUUGGUGCCAGAGGACAGUGACGUAAAAUGGUCAGCAUUUGCAACUCCUCGUGAAACAACAACAAUAAUAAGAAGAAAAGACAAAAAAAUCUCAAACUAUUAAAGUGAAUAUCACUGUGUAAUAUUUAUUCAACUUGUAAUUUAUGUACUCUUUUAACCUUUGUCUUUUUUUGUUAUGACAAAGCAUUUUAUUUAAAUAAAGUGAUGUAAUUCAUUUAAA